ACAACUUCCUUUCUAUUCCAAAAUGGCUGCCCCGUUGAGAAAACGUGUGUUUACCAUUUGAAAAUACUUGCGUUUACCAUGCUUUCAUACAGUUUUCCUAUUCUUUUGAUAAAAUUAUCAAUAUAUUGGAAGUAAACAUUAUUCGUUUGGAUAGUUUAGAAUUAGCUGGGGAGACUAUACAUUUGGAAGUGUCGGAAAGAAAGUAGCUAGCUAGUUUGUUAGCUUGCCAGUGCAGUGUGCUCCAUUGGUUGACUGGCUAACAAAAAGCAACAGUGAUCAGAAGAAACGUAAGGUCUUAGUACAGAAUAAGCCAUGUCAGCCCUUACAAUAUUCGUCCGGAGUUUGCCAGCAGAUGCAUCUAACGACCGCCUGGAGGAGAUAUUCUCUGAAAUUGGACCUGUGAAGCACUGCUUUGUUGUCAAGGAAAAAGGUGCAGAGAAAUGUCGGGGGUUUGGGUAUGUCACCUACUCCAUGGAGGAGGAUGCACAGCGCGCUGUGAGAGAGGUGAAAGACUACGAUGGACAGAAGAUCAACGUGUCUGUGGCCAAGAAGAAACUAAACGACAAGAAAAGGGGAACAACAGCCACAGCACCAAAAGAACCAGUACCACAAAAAGAACAGAAAUCUGAAGGAGGCUUAAAGAAAAACCGAAGGAAAGCCAGACUGAUCAUCAGGAAUCUCAGUUUCAAGUGCUCGAAUGAUGAUCUGAAGCAGACCUUUGCCAAGUUUGGGACAGUUCUGGAGGCCAACAUCCCGCUCAAACCAGAUGGGAAGAUGCGGGGCUUUGCGUUUGUCCAGUUUAAGAACGUCUUGGAGGCAGGAAAGGCCUUGAACGCCAUAAACCUGAAGGAGAUCAAAGGAAGGCAGGUAGCUGUGGAUUGGGCUGUGGCUAAAGACAAGUUUGUCGCUACUCAGCCAGGAGCUAAGAAAGAGGAAAAGGUCACAGCAGAGAAACCGGCACCUGAAAGUGACUCUGAAGAGGAGGAGAAGGAAGAAGAUGAUGAUGAAGAGGAGGAGGAGGAGGAGGAGAAGAAGAAACCAGUAGCACAUUCAAAGAACAAUCCUCUCUACAGAGUCAGCUCUAAGCCAGCUAAGCAGCCAGACAGCCCAUCAGAGGACGAGAGUGAAGAGGAGGAUGGAGAGGAGGAUCAGGAGUCAGAUGGCAAUGAUAAAAGUGACCUUGGGUCUGAUGAAGACGAUGAUGAUGAUGAUGAUGAUGAGGAUUCUGAUUGUGGAGCCAAGAGGAAGCCCCUCCCGUCAGACAUCAAUGAGGGCAAAACCAUCUUCAUCAGGAACCUGUCGUUUGAUACGGAGGAGGAGGGCUUGGAGGAGGUGUUACUGCAGUAUGGAGAACUGAAGUACAUCAAGAUCUGCCUACACCCAGACACUGAACACUCUAAAGGUAUUGCAUUUGCUCAGUUCAAGUCUAAAGAAGCAGCAGAGAAAUGCAUUGCUGCUGCAGAGGAUGAGUCAGAGAGCGGGGGUAUCCGUGUGGAUGGUAGGAAGCUUAACAUUGUAACGGCGGUGAGCAGAGAGGAUGCCGUCAAACUGAAGGACAAGAAGGUCAAAACUCAUACAGGGACCAGGAACCUCUACCUGGCUAGAGAGGGAUUGAUACGGGCAGGAACUAAGGCAGCUGAGAGUGUUCCAGCAGCAGACAUGGCCAAGAGGACCAGAUUUGAGGACCUGAAGCGGACCAAGCUACGGGACAUGAAUGUGUUUGUGUCUAAGACCCGUUUGUGUGUCCACAACCUGCCCAAGUUUGUAGAUGUCAAACAACUACGACAACUCUGCCUGAAAGCUGCAGGGGGUGGCAAGGUGGCCCGCAUUACUGAGUGCAGGGUGAUGUAUGAUAAGAAGCCGGAGCGGGGUCAGGUGUUAGGCCGGUCGCUAGGUUACGGCUUUGUUCAGUUCCAAGAUCAUGAACACGCUCUGAAGACACUACGAUACCUCAACAACAACCCUGACAUCUACGGAAACACCAAGAGGCCCAUCGCUGAGUUCUCUCUUGAAGAUGGAAAGAAGCUGAAGAUGAAAGAAAUGCGACAACAACAAGUCAAGGAGCGUUUCAAGGGGCGGGGCCCUCAGGGAGGAGGGAAGCUGCAGCCGCAGUCUGGAGGCAAGACUGGACCUCAGAGGGGUGUGUCUAAACCCCAGAGUGCCAUGGUAACGAAGGAGGGGCCAGCGAAGACCCAGACACAGUCGUUACCAUCCGGCCAGGGCAGAAAGGAUGGAGUUCCUCCCUCGCAGCCACAGGACCAGAAGCAGGUCCGGCAGUACGCAGGCUUCCAGACCACUCCAGUUCUAGAACACGUAGAACUGGAGGAUGGAAAGAAAAGACGGAAGGUUCUAGCCCUGCCCUCCCACCGUGGCCCAAAGAUCAGGGCGCGUGAUAAGGGGAAGCAGCAGCAGCAGCCUGCCCAGCUUAAGAAGCCCAAGAACCGGCCCAGCAGGAGAGAACUACAGGGAGGAACGUCACUGGAGAACCCUACACAGCCCAGAACACAGAGUGCUAAAGGGGCCAAGAAGCGGUUUAGGAGCCAAGAGGACGACCGCUUUGACAACCUGGUUGAACAGUACAAGAGGAAACUGAUGGGCGGCAAAAAGACCGCAACCAUCAAGAAGAACAAGUGGUUCAACAGUUAGGGGUGUGUGAGAGAGAGAGAGAGCGAGGCAAUUUUUUGGUAUAACCCAAUAACCUUUUCCUUAUGUUGGUUUCUACAUCAUUCACAUGUUGAAACAAGGAUAUGAUGGUUGAAAUGUUGGAAUAAUAUUCACCAAUGAACUGUGUAGAAUGAAGUAGAGUCGUAUGUCUGUGUCCUCAUGUUAUAGGCAACGUGUGGUGUGCCAUCACAGUGGUAAAGGAAAGCUUAAGAGGUGGAAUAUCAGAGUAGUGUCACUUCCUGAAUUGACCCCGACUCUGACAGACUGCAUCAGAGGUUGAAAGCACAUGUUAAACAUGAAUGUGUGGGUUUGUUUUCUACGUCCAACGUGUGUUCUUCAGAACAGAUGCUGAUGUUUUACUCUGUACUGUGCUUUAUGUUCAUGUUAACAAUUGGUGAAUAAUAAUGUAAAGAAUAUUAGAGCUUUCAGAAAUGUAAAUGAGUGACAUUUUUAUUAAAGAAUUUACAAAGACA
Molecule: messenger RNA, 3137 nt
Organism: Coregonus clupeaformis (lake whitefish)
Lineage: Eukaryota; Metazoa; Chordata; Actinopteri; Salmoniformes; Salmonidae
Gene: rbm28
Product: RNA binding motif protein 28
Exons: 18
Coding region: 313-2646 (777 amino acids)
Molecular function (GO): RNA binding
Source: RefSeq, a predicted model, not a curated record